Messenger RNA from Elephantulus edwardii (Cape elephant shrew), 2160 nucleotides. RefSeq names its product translin-associated factor X interacting protein 1 (gene TSNAXIP1). The transcript has 16 exons. Gene Ontology annotation, cellular component: cytoplasm. NCBI's taxonomy places the organism in Eukaryota, Metazoa, Chordata, Mammalia, Macroscelidea, Macroscelididae. The coding region runs from base 1 to 2160 and encodes 719 amino acids. The record is from RefSeq and is a predicted model, not a curated record.
AUGGGGCAGCAGUCCCAGAUCAGCUCUGCUUCUCUGUUUCUCUGUUCUCCCCUGCUGCUACAAUCACACUGCCAUCCAUCAGGAGUGACCAUAGAUGUCUCCCUUGACCUGCAAGACAAGAACACCCAGAAACGGAAGGCUUCUCAGAAAUGGAGGACCAUGCCUUCUCAGGUAUCCAUAGGCAGCCACCUAUCCCCAUGGCCCAUGCACGCCAGUGGCCAGACAAUUCUACAAAACCGAAAGCCCUGUUCAGAGGACAAGAAGAUGCGAACAGGGAACUGGCAGCGGCAGACCUUGAGCAUUGCCAAGCCGAGGUACCUGGAGCAACUGGAAAACUACCUGCGCAAGGAGCUCCUUCUGCUGGACUUGGGCACAGAUUCGGCUCAGGAGCUGAGGUUACAGCCUUACAGAGAGAUCUUUGAGUUCUUCAUAGAGGAUUUCAAAACAUACAAGCCAUUGUUGUCCUCCAUCAAGAAUGCAUAUGAGGUGAUGCUGGCCCAUCAGAGGGAGAAGAUUCGCAGUCUGGAGCCCCUGAAGGCCAAGCUUGUCACUGUGAAUGAGGACUGCAAGGAGAAGAUCCUGGCCAUGCGAGCGGAGGAGAAAUCUGAGAUCUCCAUGCUCAGGAAGGAGAAGGUGAACUUACUGAAGCUCAUUGACAAAAAGAAUGAGGAGAAGAUCUCUUUGCAGAGUGAGGUGUCCAAGCUGAGGAAGAACUUGGCUGAGGAAUACCUCCACUACCUGACAGAACGCGACGCCCGCAAGAUCCUUCUUGCAGACCUGAACGAGUUACGCUAUCAGCGGGAGGACAUGUCACUCGCUCAGCCUCCGGGGGUCUCGGGGGAGGACGUGGUGAAGUUAACGCUGGCUCUGAAGAUGGCCCGACAAGACCUGACACGCACGCAGAUGGAGCUCACCACCAUGAAGGCCAACUUUGGGGAUGUGGUGCCCAGGAGGGACUUUGAGAUGCAGGAGAAAAUCAACAAGGAUCUGCAGGAGCAGCUGGAGAGCCUGCGAGCAGACUACGAUGAGGUCCGCAAGGAGCACGAGAUGCUGCUGCAGCUGCACGUGAGCACGCUGAAGGAGCGGGACCAGUUCUCCGCUGAGCUGCAGGAGAUCCAGCGCACCUCCACCCCGCGGCCCGACUGGACCAAGUGCCAAGAUGUGGUGGCUGGGGGUCCAGUGCGCUGGCAGGUGCUGGCUGAGGGCAAGAACAGUGACCAGCUGGUGGACGUGCUUCUGGAGGAGAUUGGCGAGGGGCUGCUCCGGGAGAAAGACUUCUUUCCUGGGCUGGGCCUUGGGGAAGCCGUCCCCUCUUUUCUUCAGUUUGAGGGCAACGUGGAGAACAAGAAGCCAACAAAGAAAGAGGUGGUGGAGAUCCUCAAGGAUGCCUGGCAGGAACGGCUUGCUGAGGAACAGAAACAGAAGUUCUCUGAUUUCUUUUUCCAUUUCCUGGAGCGUCACUUUGGGCCGAAGAAUGCCAUAGCCUGGGCCUACACCAUUUUUGAAAACAUCAAGCUCUUCCAGUCCAACAAUAUCAUGAGCCACUUUUAUGCAGUCUUGAUGGGGAAGAUGAAGGAGAGUGUGUAUAUCAAUCAGAAUGAAAACAUAUCACAGCUGCUGAAGGAGAUGACAGAUGUUGACAGUCAGAAUGAGGGAUAUCUGUCCAUGGAAAAUUUCAGCACCAUCCUCAGAAGUACCUUCCCCCUCAAGAAAGAAGAGCAGAUUCAGGCAUUGAUGGAGGCAGGGGGCUGGAAUCCUGACAGCAGCGGUGAAGACCUGUUAGAGUAUCGCUCACUAUUUCUGGAGAAUAAUGAGGGCCAGAGUACGCUCUUUGUUCAGAAGCUGUGGGAACAAUACAUGGAGGAAAAGGAGGAGUAUUUGCUGGAACUAAAGCAAGAGCUGGCCAGCAAAUUCUUUAAUGAGAUAACCCCAAGCAAGCUGCGGGAAGCGCUGAUCACCAUCGACCCCAGUCUGGACACGCAGACCUUGAACGCCUACAUCAGCCAGGCCUUCCAGGUCACUGAGACAGAGCUGCCAGAGGAGGGCAAUGAGCAGAUGGACGAGGGCAUUAAGCAGCACAUUCAGAGUGUGAUAAAACAGCUUCAGAUGGCUGACAUCAGGCGCAUGGGGCCUCGAAGAGAGCCAGAGCCUACAAGCUAG